Cydia pomonella (codling moth) is the source of this 766-nucleotide messenger RNA. Its product is annotated as thioredoxin, mitochondrial. The transcript is spliced from 2 exons. Gene Ontology annotation, cellular component: cytoplasm. The coding region runs from base 140 to 586 and encodes 148 amino acids. The record is from RefSeq and is a predicted model, not a curated record. Gene Ontology annotation, molecular function: protein-disulfide reductase activity. NCBI's taxonomy places the organism in Eukaryota, Metazoa, Arthropoda, Insecta, Lepidoptera, Tortricidae.
AAUUAAAAUUAAAAACAUUAAAAAUAUUUCUAUGACUGGCAUUGACACUUGACAGUGUCUGACAUUUCAUGAAAGACUAGAAUUCUAAUACCUAUAUUUUCAUUUAUUUCAUCAUCCGAAGUGGUCUUCCUGCACAAAAAUGUUGACGAACCAAAUUUCUAACAUUGUUCGCAAUGCUUUGAGCAUAAAAAGCUCGAACAUUAUCAGAAGUUUUUCUGUAACUCCUGCUUACGGCGACAUCGUGAAGAUUCAAAGCACAGACGAUUUUAAAGAAAAAGUAAUCAACAGCAAAGUCCCAGUCGUCGUUGAUUUCUUCGCUACAUGGUGUAAUCCAUGCAGAAUGCUCACACCCCGUCUCGAGUCUAUUAUAUCUGAGAAAAAGGGAAAAGUAAUGCUUGCUAAAGUUGACAUAGAUGAACAAACUGACCUGGCUCUAGACUAUGAAGUGAGCUCUGUUCCUGUCUUAGUUGCUAUUAAAGAUGGCAAGGUGCUCCAUCGCCUUGUUGGACUUCAAGAUACUGAUAAGCUACGCAAGUGGAUUGAACAGUUCACUACUGAAGACAGGAAGAAAGAAGUUGAUACAUAAAUAAUUAAGUGCAUCUAGUCCUGUACAGUCAGCAGCACAGGUAAUUUCAGUUCUCUAUACAGUUGUUAAAUGUAGAUACGAGAUUAACUUAUUAAUUGUUAACUGUGAUGCUGACUUUACACAUUUAUAAUUAUUGUUACCAAGUGUAGUUGAACAAAAUAAACAAAACAUGCAAACAGA